GAAAAACAAAACGUUUUCAGCAGCUUGAUUGGUCCAAUUCGUAUCCAAUCCGACGCAACGGCUUCCAACGAACGUUCCGCCUCGGCAUCAGGACCAAGCAGAGCGCACGCCAGUGCGAGUUCGGCUUGGCAGUCCUUCAUGACGACUGGCUUGACGCGCCUCGAGAUAUCUCUAACGGUGGCUGUCCUCGUGACGGCGUUCAUAGGCACAUCCUUUGCGGCAGCCACGACGACCUCUGCCCCAUCGAUCACAGUUGCGGCCUUGCCCAAUUUGACUGAUGGAAGCAGUGACUUUGACCGUGCCGCGAACGAUUUAUUAGCCAGCGGGUCCAAGAUUAGCUUCGCGCCGGGUGUGGUUGCAGGGUUGGCGAUUGGCGUUGGCUCGGUCGUCGCUCUCUUUGGCUACAAGCUGUUUCGCCCAGUGCUGUUUGUGUGCGGGUUUGCCGUCGGGUCGGUUGUGUUUUACUUGAUCGCCGAAAAGAUAUUUGCAAACCAAACGUACAUGGUGACGGCGGCAUGGAUAUGCUUUGUUGCUGGCGGGCUCGUCGUCGGCACCACCGUCAUGUGCAUUUGGAAACUCGGCGUGUUCAUUGUGGGUGCCGCCGCUGGGGUCUUGCUGGCGUUCAUCGUAAACAACACGGUCGGGUACAAGCUGUGGCCGUCGAAUCCAAGCGGUAUGCUGUACAUUCUCAUCGUGGGCUUGGGCAUCCUCGGCGGGCUCUUGGCACGGUGUCUGGAGCGCCCAUUCCUCAUCAUCGCGACGAGUUUCUUUGGGGCCACCGCCGUCGUGUGGGGUGUGGGGUAUUUUGCCGGCAAGUACCCCUCCGGAAGUGAUCUUGAAGCGCUUCGCGUGCAGCUGGCCGACGGCAGUUUUGUGUACUCGAUCAGCGCUGCGUGGUGGGCGUACUUGGCCGCGACGGUCGGGCUCUUUUUCAUUGCCAUGUACAUGCAGUUUUCCAAGACCGCGUGGGGACUGCACCACGACCACCGGUCCAACAGCCAGCAGCGAAGUCAUGCCGCCCCAGCCAGAGCCUACCAAACGAAUGCAACGCCCACUGUUGGUGAACCCGCGCUGCAUGUGGCACCUUAUUGAGCCUCAUGAAAAAUUUCAGCAGAUUGUAUUUAGACAUCGACUUCGUCGACCUUUUCAUGGAGUGUCGACCACGAAAUUGGUGGUGGCAGUGUCCAUGCAGACCUGAAACCAGCCAACGUAUCGUUUGGAUCUGUUUGACAAAUGCGGCAGACACUUCAAUGCGUGCAUCCAUGUUCAUCCUCCACAUCAGGUCUCAGCAAGACGUCGCCGAUCGACAACGCUCGAGGUACUCUACCAAGGGCCCGAGCCUCGAUUCCGCCACACAUUUCAACCAACGCAAGUUCGCGGAGGGUUG
Messenger RNA from Aphanomyces invadans, 1387 nucleotides. RefSeq lists its product as hypothetical. Gene Ontology annotation, cellular component: plasma membrane. Bases 139 to 1092 code for a protein of 317 amino acids. Lineage: Eukaryota; Oomycota; Saprolegniomycetes; Saprolegniales; Verrucalvaceae. The record is from RefSeq and is a predicted model, not a curated record. The transcript has a single exon.